Cylindrotheca closterium is the source of this 423-nucleotide messenger RNA. The record is from the annotation of a GenBank genome assembly. NCBI's taxonomy places the organism in Eukaryota, Bacillariophyta, Bacillariophyceae, Bacillariales, Bacillariaceae.
AUGGCAUCUCCUCUCCCCGAUGGCAGUCUUGCACACUCAAUAAAGCCAACCACUUCAGCCACGCACGAUCCACGUAGAGAAGAGGACGAUACUGCAGAUGUCACAAUCGAUGCGCACGAUAGCGAGUGCUCUCCCUCAUCCACUUUGGCAAAAUGGACGAAGCGGUUACACGAUUUAAAAUCAUUCCUUACCAGUGAGAAAUUCUUGGAUAACUUAUUCUUAGAAAUUAGUGUUACUGAGUGCCUUGAGUCGACGCUCUUUGUCAACCUCAGCAACGAAGAUGAAAAUAUGAGCCAUCCAUUUUUGAAAGUCGUGCGGGAUGUUGCAGAACAGCUUGAAAAAUUGCAAAAAGAAAUGAAAAAAGUAGCCUCGGAGCAGGAAGAACUACAAUCCAAACAAGCAGAACAUGAGCAAGAAACUUGA